This is a messenger RNA of Chara braunii, 5384 nucleotides long. The record is from the annotation of a GenBank genome assembly. Lineage: Eukaryota; Viridiplantae; Streptophyta; Charophyceae; Charales; Characeae.
UCGGUAAGCGGUGCACCGUCACCGCCACCGCCACCGACGUCAUCAAUCCUAUGGCUGGGUUCGGCUCCAAGGUUUUGCUGACUACCGUCAGCAUUUUGAGCUGUGUGGCGUUGUUCCUUGUCGUACUAAGCGUCUGCGCACACUUCAGGAUUUCGCGAGUAGGGAGGUGGGGGAUUGGGUAUGGUCACCUCCCGAUCGAUGUAAAUGCAGGAGUCAAAGUCAACGUCAACGGGGAUGUUGACCCCUGCUGUGACGCUGACGUCGCUGCUGGCGAUGCUGACAAAGAGGACAAAAAGGGGAGGCCUGGGUUCUCUAUGGAUGAGUUCCGUGCUGCCGCCGCUGCUGCCCGUGCAGCGGGGGUCGUACAACCGCCCUCCUCCCCUCGCCGGCGCGACCCUCCUCGCUGGCGAAACACCGCCCCACUCUUGUUCCCUUCCAGCGACAACCAGAGCAGCAGUGCGGGCGGGCAGAGUGGUCAAGUCGGUUGGCCGUUUGCCAACGUCCUAGACUUUGGCGCUGUAGGGGAUGGUUUGACUGACGACGGUCAGGCGUUUAGAAGCGCGAUUGGUGCAGCUUGCACUAGGCGUGGAGGGGCCGGCGGUACUCUGUAUGUGCCGCUCGGCAAAACCUUCCUCGUUAAGGGCAGUCUUGUUGUGAAGGGUUGCGAUAAGCUGACGGUGCACCUGGAUGGUGUGUUGAGGGCGACGCCUUUCUGGGACGAGUGGCCAAGGACAGCCAGAGCUUUUCUUGAUUUCACUGACCAAAGAUUCCUGACAAUCAUAGGCAAGGGUACAAUCGACGGAGAGGGGUGGAUGUGGUGGGAUCUUCACAGGAGGAAGAUCGUUCAUCACCGUCCUGCUCUCCUUUACAUUGAGCAAUCGGUGUUCGUAAACGUCAUCGACGUCUCGUUACUCAAUAGUCCUCAGCAGCACCUCACGGUGCACAACUGCACAGACGUCAUUAUCGAUAACGUCAACAUUUCUGCCCCUUCAACAUCGCCGAACACGGACGGUAUCCAUAUUUCGUGGUGCGCACGUGUGGCGGUCGAAAACGGCUAUAUAUCCAACGGCGACGACUGCGUCUCCAUCACCCGGAUCGCUUACGACAUCUUUGUGAAGAACAUGGUUUUCGUUGGCGGCCAUGGUGCCAGCAUUGGCAGUCUCGGCUAUAAAGGCGAAGAGGCGGCUGUGUUCCGCGUGAGUUUUGAUGACAUCAUCGUCAACAACACGAAGAGAGGAGCGCGCGUCAAGUCGUGGCAAGGAGAAGACGGCUUCGCUUACGACAUAGUCUUCAACAACUUCACCAUGACCAAUGUUCUUCUUCCCAUCUGCAUCAACCAGUUUUAUUGCGAAAAGCGCCCCUGUGAGGAGCUAAACGACACGUCAACGGACAUAUCGUUAACCUCAAUCACCUUCUCAAACAUCCGAGGAACUGCAGUUGAAAGAUGGCGAGGACUCGUCGGCCUUCUCGCAUGUAGCGAUCUUGUGCCUUGCCGGGACAUCAGAAUGGAGAACAUAGAACUCGGUUUGCCUUCGAAGUAUGAGAAGCUGGCCCAUUUCCAUUGCUUCAAUGCCUUCGGCGAAAGUCGGAACGUCACUCCGCCUUCAUGCCUAGCCAUGGAGGAGGAAGAAGAAGAAGAAGAAGGAGAGGGAGGAACUGAUGUUCUGCGGCAGGCUACAACUACGACUGGUGGUGCGACCAGUUUCACUGCCGACUGGAACAAACUGCGGCAAGUCGAUGAAGAUGGCGCUCGUGAACCGCAGCAGCACUUGGCAUCCCAGAUAAGAAGAUUGUUUGGAGGAGGGAGAGACACAUGGUUGCUGGAUGAGGACUUGGCACUUCUAGAGCUUUUCGAGAGUUAGGUGGGGCGCUCGAUGUCGAGACAUCCUGCUUUUGAGAUGCAGCGGCAGGCGUUUCGACACGGUCCUGCUCCUCUCGGUACUGCUAGCGCUGCACACCGGGAUAUGAUUAUUUUAUACUGCCAAUCGCGAUGCGGUUCGAUAUCUGUUACACGCCAGAAUAUGAUGCCCUGUCACUUGGCGAGGGUAGGUCUUGCAUCAGUAGCAGCCCGUUCGCCAAGACGCAGCUUGAUCUCAUCGAUUGCCGAACAGAAGGACGUGGCGAAACAGAGGAUGGCCACACCUAUCGGAGGAGAGUGCUUGUUUCUUCAGCCACAUUUACGCAGAAGUCGCUGCAAAGUUCAUGAAGCCCCGCGUCAUAAGCCGGUAAUGCUGCUGUGCGCUAGUCCGCUUGCGGCAGCCUCUUACCUGCCGCUGCGCCGAACUAUGCAAGGCAAUGUUCUUCUACCCACUAUUUCCGCAACACUCUUUGGAAGUGCCAGCGUCAGCUGGCAGAGCCGCUGUCAGCAACAAUGGCACCACUGCAAAGGUCAAGCCGUGGAAACUUUGAGGCUCUCGACCUAUGUUUCUCAGACCACCUCUGCGACGAAAGCACGGUUUUCGCCUUUACCAUUGGUUGUAUUUGCCGUCACUCCUGGCGUAGAUUGUGAACCAGUGCUUGCAUUCGACGACAACAAAAAUGGAGAACCAAAUGUUUUGCCGGGAGAUAGCAACAAUAUCAGCAACAACAUCAGCAACAAUAGCAACAACAAUAGCAGCAACAAUAGCAGCAACAAUAGCAGCAACACGAGCAGCAACAAUAGCAGCAACACGAGCAGCAACACGAGCAGCAACAAGAACAGCAGCAGAAGCAGGAGCAGCAAGAGAGAGCACGAUGGAUGUAUUGGGAGGAAUCUAUGGGUUGGUUGUUGUGUAGACAUUACCCUUAAAGCGGACCAGCGGUCGGGUAGAGUCACUCGUGGUAUUGUUGAGAAGGUUUUGACGAGAGACUCUCAUCACCCUCGAGGAAUAAAAGUGCAGCUCCGGACAGGUGAGAUAGGACGUGUGAGGGCUAUCAUUGGCAACGAGCAUCCGGAAGUCAAGGCGCUGCCUCGGGAAGUUCAAGGAGUGGGGAUAGGUAAAGCGACCGGUGGAAAGAAGCACGCAGAAGCGACGGCAGUGGUGCGACGGGUCACAGAUACAAGGGAGAUGGAGGGAAUAGGAGGAGAAGGUGAAGGAGAGAGGCUGCCGGAAUCGUCCCGUGUUGAAGAUAGGCACGGAAGAAGGAGCCCACCGAGAAAACAGGCAAAUGCUGAAAUCGAUAGGAGGAAUAGUGAUCAUAGCAAACACAUGCCGGGAGCGAGAAAGGCUGACACGGGUGAUAGUCAAGAAGGUGUUCGCACUGUACGUCUGUUCGUGUCGAAUCUUCCCACGGACUUGACAAGGGCAGGCUUUGAGUCGGCUAUCACAGCUGCAGAGGUGAAGGGGAUCGAAAAGUGGAAGUUGGUGGUAGACAAGAGGACCGGGCGGUGCAAAGGGUACGGUUUCGUCGACGUCGACGAAGGUAGGGGCAAUUCUGUUACUGAGGUCUUAGAGGCACUCAAUGCUCUUCGAAUAGAUGACAAAUCGGUGAGGGCAAAAAUUUCGGAACCAAAGGAAGAAGAAAAUGAGAAGGGGUUAAAGGGAACGGAGAAGAGAAAAGUGAAUCAGAGUGGCGCCAGGGGGGUCCUGCCUCCUCACGAGGAGGCCCUGUCAUUGGAGGGGGUAGGUACAGAUCGUAAGAGGGUAGGCGAGGCGAAUGACGCGUCAAUGGGAAGCGACAGCAAAAAAAAAGGGCGACGGAAAGGGAAGAAGGGAAAGCAUGAGAUGGAAGAAGGAGAAGAGGAGGAGGAAGAAGGAGAACAAGCCUUAGGUGGGAUGAUGCUAGGGAAAGAAGUAUUAUUGGCUGCUUCCGGUAUGGUGCAACCGGCACGGCAGCGGAAGGAUGAGCCCUCCAUAGAACAGGAAGGCCCCACCAUUCUUACGGGAGAGAUGGUGCUUGCGGCAAUGAGGAGGGCCGCUAUGGAGAAAGCGAGGGCGGAAACUGGCAAAAGAGAGAAGCUAAGGAGUGGUACAGGCCCGAGGAAUGCUGCGGACGACGAGGGGGUUGUGGGGCGAGAGGACAUGGAGCCUGUGAAGCCCCUGGUUUACAGUAAAGAAUGGCCUGCUGAACUUGCCCGAUUAAAAGCUCGGAUUUUGGAAAUCAAGCAAAUGCCCCAUUAAACCACCAAUACGUCCGAGCCUCUUUUUCCCGUGCCAGAUUUCUGCUGUGCGCCAAUUCCAAAGCGAGCUGGCACGGCGCUUGUUUUUUUCUCUUCUCGCUGCCAGCCGAAAAGGUUGGGGCCUCCGAGGGAGGCCAAGCCUGCGAAGAAUGCGGCGGUAGACAAAGUUGUUGCUGAAGUUUGCCUUGGAAAGGCACUGGUGGUUCAGGAAUGGGAAAAUGAACUUCAAAAAGAAAGGUAAAAAAAAGUUAGAUAAAAAAAGGGCUUUUGAGAAGUGUGAAGAGUCGAUGAAGGGUGUAACAGUUCCUUUUUUUGUUUUUUCCUUUUCUUUUUUUCUGAAACGGCCUUGAGAUAUCAUCAUCGAACCGACCGGACCCAGUGGUUACGAUGCUUGGCUCUUGAGGCCAAGAGUGCCGGUUCGAAUCCGUGUGCCGUCAUGCGGAGGGAUCCAAGAAUGUCGGUUCGAAUCCGUGUGCCGUCAUGCGGAGGGAUCUGAGGCUGUGGAAGUGCUGAACUGUACUUCAACAUGUUAAUCUGACUGGAAAUAGUACCGGGAAUGGGUGGCCAUUUAGGGAAUGGGCCCCUUGGUAGUUGAGGGUCAUGUGCUGGAUCAAGAGCAAGUGUGUGAGAGACUGCUGUGUGUGUGUUGUGAGUGUUGUGUGUGUGUGCGUGUGUGUGUGUGAUUGAGUAUGGACACUGCGGUCAUGCAGGUGUGGAGUGGAUAUCGCGCACUUUUGAACAACUUGUCCGUGUCAUGGGCGCAGCGGUUACGAUGCUCGACUCUUGAGGCCAAGGGUGCCGGUUGUGCUGUCAUGAGGUGGGGUCUGAGGCUGUGGAAGAGCUGGUGUACCAACUGAGCUAGGCCGGUUGUUUGAAGGCUGUUCCUUUUGCAGCCAGGCUGGACUGCUUUCCUCCUUUUUUUUUUUUUUUUUUUUUUUUUUUUUUUUUUUCGGGAGUGCAGACUGGACUGCUUUUCUCCUGUAGUUUGCCCUUUCUCUUUUUCACUUGUGGUUUUAUGUGUUAUGAACCUGGUUGUUUGUUGUUAGAAGACAGAAAACGAUGUUAACAGGAAUUGGGUUUUCUCUGCAGUACUCGCCCAAUUGCUGUCACCUGACUGGAGAGAAAAAGUGGUUAGAACGAGUAGGUAGUUCAGGGUUGUUGUGUUCAGGGUUGUUGUUUUCAGGGUUGGGGAGUGAAGCGCUGCUCAUUUCUGAGCAGCACACCAUGGUUCUGGGAUUGUUCUGACAUUUCAAGACUCUGAGUUUAAUAAACAGUGUUUAUACUG